Xenopus tropicalis (tropical clawed frog) is the source of this 1635-nucleotide messenger RNA. RefSeq names its product N-acetyltransferase 8 gene 4 (gene nat8.4). The coding region runs from base 206 to 865 and encodes 219 amino acids. The record is from RefSeq and is a predicted model, not a curated record. Lineage: Eukaryota; Metazoa; Chordata; Amphibia; Anura; Pipidae. The transcript is spliced from 2 exons. Gene Ontology annotation, molecular function: transferase activity; N-acetyltransferase activity; acetyltransferase activity.
AGCAGGAUCUUCUGGUUCAACUGCUGGACUUUGCUUAUACAGACUAGUUAUACAGUAACCCUCUAUGUUAUGGAUCAGAAAAAUACUCAGAGCCAUAAUUGUAAAUUGUUUCACCUUCAUAAUUAUAUUUUGAUGGGUCAAACAUUUUCCAGCCUUGUUCUUCAGAUUUCCCAUAAGGAGGAGGCCAUUACUUAGCCGGAGCAUCAUGGCCAAUGUUUCCAUAAGGAAAUACAAAACCAGUGACUAUGAGACUGCCCGCUUCUUGUUUGCCGAAGGAACCAAAGAGCAUCUCCCAGCAGCCUGUAUGUACACACUGACGACGCCUCGAUUUUAUUUUAUUACCUUUGUGGCAUUUACCAGUGUAUUCAUGGGCACCGGUUCCUACGUUCUGGCCCUUACCAGCCUUGUCGCCCUGUUGGCUGCUGGUUGGUAUGGCUUGUACUCUGAAUUCCAUGGGCUUGCAAGCCGGUUUCUGCGCAAGGAUAUGCUUGAUAUUGAGAAGUCCUACAUGAUGAGUGAAAAUGCCUGUUUCUGGGUGGCAGAGAUAGACGGGAAGGUUGUGGGCACAGUGGGAGCCCAACCAUCUACAGAUGCAGAUGAUGAGCUGUUGCUGCAACGUAUAUCUGUUGCCCGGGACUAUCGCCAGCUGCGAAUUGGCACAAAAUUGUGCCAGACGGUCAUUGAUUUUGCCCGGCAGCGGGGCUUCAACGCUGUGUGUCUGGAAACAGCCAAUAUACAACGUGCUGCAACAAACUUGUAUGAAAGAGUUGGCUUCAAGAAAUCCCGUGUUGAGAUCCUCCCAUCACUUGUUCAUCAAUAUACAUCUUUUACGGUUGCUUAUUACAGAUACAACAUCAAAUCAUAGCAAAUCCAGUGGUUUAUAAUGUAUGGUACACAAUCAGCUGAUCCAAAAUGGGGAGAAAUCAUAAAGUAGAGUCCUGCAAGGGUCCAGUUGGGCAGACCUGUGCCCAACCAGGACCCACUAACGCACAACCUGACCCACUAAUAAGUGCCCUGUCCCCGAUACACAACCUUAGCCGGACUACCUAAGCAUUUAACCCAAACUGGGGACAAACCGGAAGAGACAUCAUUGGUGGGUGGAAGUUGCAUCGCUCCUGAGGGGAACCAACCAGGUCAGGGGGAAAAAUGACUUUGAAGAUGGGGGGAAUGCAAUUACAAUUGGCCCACAUACCCAUGCAGGGAACCUGCAGACCACCUGUAUGUUUAGGGAAUCGGGGUCUUUCUGGUAUCCAACCCAAUGCUGGACUCUACCCUAAAGACUGGAAAAGAUGAAUCAGUUCAGAUAAUUACAGAUUAUUAUCAGGUUAUAACUAAAUGCAUUUUGGAAAGUCUUCAUGGAAGGGGUUCCACCAUAAGCCCCCUGAGAUGUUUUACUUUUAAUAUAAAAGUUAAAAGAAAAAUAAGCAGGAACCAAUUUAGUAUCGGCCGGUGUUGUCUCUGCCCACGUGAUGUCGGCUGGAAUGUAUACAAAGUGCAAAAAAGACCUUCAGGCAAAGCUGGAAAUCAUUUGUUCUUUGGAUUUUGGUCUUAACGUUUCACAAUACGUCUACUUGUGAUAUUCCAUGUGACAUUGCUUCCUGUGUCUUGCUAUUAAACAGUCUAUUAUUAAACUCA